AUGGCCCGCAGAUUCUCAAUCUUCGUAACAAAACUUCAAACAAAAUCCCGCUCAAGCCAACAAAGUAUAGCAUCCGAGGCUCGCCUCGAUACUCUCUCACGUGAAGCCCACGAGGGAAUCGCACAAUUCUUAUCCUCGCGCGAUUGCUUUGCCGUCUCUUGUACAUCAGCAACCCUACGCUACUUCUACGGACCACUAACUUACCGCGCAUGUAUAGUAGUCCUCCCAGAUAAAUUGUGGGCACUCAAACAGUACCUAGAUGACUUUUGCGAGCCCCGUGCUGUCGGUCACGGAUACAUGGCUUUGGUACCGCUAAAUGUCCUACGAAAACCAGCCCGAUAUAGUUGGUUCCAUAGCACAGCAGUAUCAGAAAUAUACUUUUGGUUUGAAAGGGAAUGGAGUAUGCGCUCAAUGAAGUUUGUCUACUCAGAACUAGUCGAAUCCUUUUUCCCAGAAAGCACCUUCUACCCACUCCUUAAAAAAAUCUCCUUCUCAGGCGGUAUCUCGUCAUUACCAAAGAUUUUCCACUCAAAGUUUUAUCUCUCAUUAAAAUGCAUGUGCCAUAAAAACGUCCUCGAAGCACUGUUUCGCAUCCACGAACCUAGAGACCUUCUCUUUUAUGGACAUCAUAUCAAACACAUUGACAUCCGAAGUGACCAGGACUUUUCUUAUCUUGCAGAACAAGCAAUAGCCCCACUUCCAUACCUCGAGUCGUUAAAAGUUAGUAAAUAUGACUGCGUAGCAUCAUUGCUUGUCUUACUGAGCUUUGCAAGUAAAUCCCAUCGGCUGAAAAAAGUCGAAUUAAGUAUACGCAACGAAAAUGACGAAUGGUUGCUAAUAUUUACCACGGGGCUCAACCAAUUACCCCCAGAUAUUAAAUACUGUUGCAUCACUCUAACAAGCAGCAUUGGCACCUUGCCAACACCAUUCAACCCAUCUUUGAUCAUCCCACAAGUCACAGCACUGGUGCUGCCUGAUUCCCAGGGGGUCUUCACCACUGGGCUAAGUUUCCCUAGAUUAUCAUUUCUUUCCACAGAAGUUGGAUUUACAGAGCAACCUUUAGGAUUUACAUCAAUUGCAGGAUCGCUGGCGGUCCUGCGGUUGCCCAAAAUUGAAUACAGCACUGCAAGCUACCAAUUGCUUCAGUUGCUGCCCAAACUGCGGCUACGUGUCUUUGAAAUUGAAGAGUACAAUAAAAGUAUCCUAAUGGUCAAUGAAAAGGCCCAAGAAAUGUUUUCAAAAGUAGUCUCAAGACACGCAUCAUCAUCUCGACCAUACUCCCCUCAAGGCCUUGCCGAUCUCUGCGAUAUCUUUAAGCCACGAGCAAACCUCGAAUGGGUGCAACAAGCUUUUGGUAUCACCAGUGAAUACUUUGUGACCCGCUUCACAGACCCCCUUAAACUGUAUGCGGAGCUACUCGAGGCUACAGGUGGUGGCACCCUCAAUUGCAAGGAACAUAUGGAGCCGCUUUACAACUUUGUUUUUUCAUCGUGUUUUUUCGAAGCCCUGUUCCAAGUACUCCCAAAUGUCCACACCUUACAAUACUUUAGCUUUACUUUCCCAAACACUUACUUUUACGCAAGUCUAUCACUGUACAAAUACCUGGUCAAUCCGCCUCAUGCUGUGAGGCAAGUACUAUUGUAUUUCCAGGACAUUAAUGCCCAGGUUCAUGGGACAGAGUCAAUAUCAGCACGCAACGCGCGAGCCUUUAAAGACCGUGAGGGUGUGUAUUCGUCUCCAUUUUUCGGUGUGCUUCCCAACAAUGAAAAUGUAGGCAAAAAUGGUGCGCGCAACUACUGGUGUUACCAAAAACGAGGUGUCCCACGGGAUAUUGGAGACAAGGAAUCUCUCGACUUGCAGUAUAAGUGGAGUCACACGUUUUUGUAUGACUAUGUGCGUGCGCGAGACCAGCCAGUUCCUGGGGCUGUUGACUUGAAUGCAAUUGUGUUGGGGAACAGAGACAAAAGGGGUUGGACGGAUGGGUCUUUUGAUGGAUGGAUUUGA
This is a messenger RNA of Magnusiomyces paraingens, 2004 nucleotides long. RefSeq lists its product as uncharacterized. Lineage: Eukaryota; Fungi; Ascomycota; Dipodascomycetes; Dipodascales; Dipodascaceae. The record is from RefSeq and is a predicted model, not a curated record. The transcript has a single exon. The coding region runs from base 1 to 2004 and encodes 667 amino acids.